Cotesia glomerata is the source of this 915-nucleotide messenger RNA. RefSeq names its product intraflagellar transport protein 43 homolog (gene IFT43). Gene Ontology annotation, cellular component: cilium; intraciliary transport particle A. Gene Ontology annotation, biological process: intraciliary retrograde transport. The coding region runs from base 183 to 776 and encodes 197 amino acids. NCBI's taxonomy places the organism in Eukaryota, Metazoa, Arthropoda, Insecta, Hymenoptera, Braconidae. The transcript has 6 exons. The record is from RefSeq and is a predicted model, not a curated record.
UACCGACAGAAUAUAAGUAAUAAUCACAAUCACUGUUACUUGCCUCCUAUACACAAGGAAACUUUUAUUUAUAACAAAGAUAAACGAAACUGUUGUCAUGGAUACAGUUUAUCAACAAUACUUAUAAUAGCUUCUUACAUAUUAUUACUACAUAUUUUAUUGUGUUUUUAAUAAUAUAAACAAUGGAUUGGAGUAAUGAUCAUGAAACCAAUACAAAAAAAAAUUAUUUACAGCAAUUCAUUCCACGGCUUGGCAGAAGAGCUGGCCAUAACGCAACACCAGAAGAACCUAAAUUUGAUGAGGAUACUGACAGUCCUGUUUUAGCCAUACCAUCUGCGACGUCUGUAAGAACUGCACCAGUAGCACCGCCACGUACACGAAAAACUGGAUGGAGUGAUGAAUCAAAAUCCAACAAGAGUAAGCCAGUGAAUAUAUUUGAUCAGGAGAAAUUAUCCAGAGACAAUAACAAUGAAAUUGACGAUAUUCCUGUGAUUCCGGAUAUUGAAGAAAUCCAAGAUGAAAAUAUUUCUAAUAUAUCAAAUGCUCCAUCCGUUGGAAUAAAUAGAGUUACUGCCUACAAAGAGCUGGACUCGGAUCUCUUGAAAAACGCAACAUUCGCAUUGUUAGACAAUGUUAAUUUGUCUAUUCUUACGGAAAAAUUAUAUCCUGAAAAAUUAAUUAAGGAAACUGAUGACGUGUGGAAUUGGGAAUAUUUAUUCUCUCAGAUAUCUUCGGAGCUCAACAAUGAAGAACAAAAAAUAAUUAUGGAAGCUUGAUAAUUUAAAACUAAAUUUUUAACAACAUAAUAUUAAUAACUAUCUAACAAAAUUUUUAUAUCAUAUAAACUCAAUUAAGAGUUUAAAUUAUCUUUACAAUACUUUUAUUUUUAGUUAAGUAAUAAAUAAUUUUAAAAAG